Rubroshorea leprosula is the source of this 3939-nucleotide messenger RNA. Lineage: Eukaryota; Viridiplantae; Streptophyta; Magnoliopsida; Malvales; Dipterocarpaceae. The record is from the annotation of a GenBank genome assembly.
CGUUUAAAAAUUUCUUCUCCGCGCAGAUUUCAGACAUUCUUUCGAUUUUUCUCCGGCAACCAAAGAAGCAAGCAGAAAAGGGUACCUUCGUUCUUUCCCUCUUUCUUUAUAUACACCUAGAUAUGCUCGUUAGAGAAGUACUAUUGAAUAAUUUCUACAGUGAAAGCACCAUCAUACACAGGUUUUUCCACAGAAAAGAACCCAACAGACAUCAAAAUCAUAGCUUUACCAGAAACCCACUUCGUUUCUUUUGUUGAAGUUAAUUUAUAACCUUACUCACCUAUAUUGAUUGGUUCUUUUUCAAGAUUCAAAUAAGGGAUUUGUUUGUUGUUUUGGGUUGGUUUCAGUUUUGUUGUUCAAAACACUGUAUUUUACUUUUAGAGGAAAAUGGGUGACUCUGUUGCUAGGAAAAUUCGGAAUAUAUGUAUACUGGCUCAUGUUGAUCAUGGUAAAACUACUCUUGCUGACCAUCUCAUUGCCGCCACGGGUGGUGGUGUGCUUCAUCCUAAGUUAGCUGGGAAACUUAGAUUUAUGGAUUAUCUUGAUGAAGAACAAAGGAGGGCUAUAACAAUGAAGAGUUCUUCCAUUGCUCUUCACUACAAAGAUUAUGCUAUUAACCUCAUAGACUCCCCUGGUCAUAUGGAUUUCUGUAGUGAGGUGUCUACUGCUGCUCGAUUGAGUGAUGGUGCAUUAGUUUUGGUUGAUGCUGUUGAGGGUGUCCAUAUUCAAACGCAUGCUGUACUGCGUCAGGCUUGGAUUGAGAAGGUUACACCUUGUUUAGUGCUUAACAAGAUUGAUAGGUUGAUUUGUGAGUUAAGGUUGAGUCCAGCAGAAGCGUAUAACAGGUUAUUGAGGAUAGUUCAUGAGGUCAAUGGGAUUAUGAGUGCGUAUAAGUCGGAAAAAUAUUUAUCUGAUGUUGAUUCAAUUCUUGCUGGACCUACUAGUGGGGUAGGUGAUGAAAAUAUUGAGUUUAUAGAGGAUGAUGAGGAGGACACUUUUCAACCCCAGAAGGGGAAUGUUGCAUUUGUGUGUGCGUUGGAUGGGUGGGGGUUUGGGAUUCAUGAGUUUGCCGAAUUUUAUGCUUCAAAGCUUGGAGCUAGUGCAGUGGCACUUCAGAAGGCUUUGUGGGGACCUCGGUAUUUUAAUUCAAAAACCAAGAUGAUUGUGGGAAAAAAGGGAUUGGGUGGAGCUAGUAAGGCUCGACCUAUGUUUGUACAGUUUGUUCUUGAGCCACUUUGGCAGGUUUACCAAGCUGCUCUGGAGCCUGAUGGGGAUAAAGCAGUGCUUGAAAAAGUGGUUAAGUCAUUUAAUUUGUCCGUACCACAUCGUGAUCUGCAGAAUAAGGAUCCAAAAGUUUUGCUUCAAGCUGUCAUGAGCAGGUGGCUUCCUCUGUCAGAUACAAUCUUAUCAAUGGUGGUUAAGUGCAUGCCAGAUCCUAUUGCAGCCCAAUCUUUUAGAAUUUCACGUUUGCUUCCUAAAAGAGAAAUUAUAAAUAAAGUGAUUGACCCUAACCUGCUAGCAGAGGCAGAUCAUGUGAGAAAAUCUAUUGAAGCUUGUGAUUCUAAUCCUGGAGCACCUUGUGUUGCUUUUGUGUCCAAGAUGUUUGCUGUGCCAAUGAAGAUGCUGCCUCAACGUGGUCCAUGUGGUGAGAUUUUGAGCAAUUUCACUGAUGAAGGUGGGAAUGGGGAAUCAGAUGAGUGCUUCCUUGCAUUUGCUAGGAUCUUUAGUGGCAUUCUUUCAUCAGGACAGAAAGUUUUUGUGCUUUCAGCUCUCUAUGAUCCCUUGAGAGGAGAAUCCAUGCAGAAGCAUAUACAGGAAGCAGAGUUGCAUUCCUUAUAUCUGAUGAUGGGUCAAGGUCUAAAACCAGUGGCCUCUGCAAAAGCAGGGAAUAUUGUGGCAAUUCGAGGACUUGGCCAGCAUAUUUUAAAAACUGCCACUCUUUCAUCCACAAGAAACAGUUGGCCUUUCUCAAGUAUGGCAUUCCAGGUUGCCCCCACCCUGAGGGUUGCAAUUGAGCCAUCUGAUCCAGCAGAUAUUGGUGCUCUGAUGAAAGGACUGAGGCUUCUUAACCGAGCAGAUCCCUUUGUGGAGGUCACUGUUUCAUCUAGAGGGGAACAUGUCCUAGCUGCCGCUGGGGAAGUUCAUCUUGAAAGAUGCAUAAAAGAUUUGAAGGAUAGAUUUGCAAAGGUGAGUUUGGAAGUCUCCCCACCUCUUGUAUCCUAUAAAGAGACCAGUGAAGGCAACUUAUCAAAUCCAUUAGAGAAUCUGAAACAGUUAAGUAGUAGCUCAGAUUAUGUUGAGAAGAUCACACCAAAUGGGCGAUGUACCAUCCGAGUUGAAGUCAUGAAACUUCCCCCUACAUUAACUAAGGUGCUUGAUGAAAGUGCUGAUUUGCUUGGAAAUAUUAUUGGAGGUAAGCUGGAGCAGAGUAGUAAAAGCUUAGAAAUACAGGCAUCAAGUGUCGGAGAAGAUGAGAAUCCAAAAGAUACUCUUAGAAAACGCAUGGUUGACGCUGUGGAGGUUGAUAUGGUGUCUGGAAAUGAAAAUGACAAGGAUAGGGCUGAGAAAUGCAAGGCCAAGUGGCUCAAGUUGCUUAGCAGGAUCUGGGCACUUGGUCCAAGACAGGUUGGUCCAAACAUUCUCUUGGUUCCAGAUUACAAAAGAAACAAUAGUGAGUGUUCUGUUCUUUUACGGGGUUCCCCUUAUGUUUCUGUGAGAUUGGGCUUUGCGGAAAAUUCCAGUUCUGGUGACUUGGCUGCUGAUACAUCUUCAGAAGUAAUUGAAUCAUUGUAUAAGGAAGCAGAGAGCCUUGAAAGCAGUGUGUUAUCUGGUUUUCAACUUGCUGCUGCAGCUGGCCCCUUAUGUGAGGAACCAAUGUGGGGUUUGGCUUUUGUCAUUGAAGCAUAUAUUUCUCCUUUGACUGCACAGCCUGAGGAGUCAGAAGUUAUGCAACAAUCUGAGCAGUAUGGCCUUUUCACUGGACAGGUUAUGACAGCUGUCAAGGAUGCCUGUAGAGCAGCUGUACUUCAGAGAAAACCCCGACUUGUAGAAGCUAUGUAUUUUUGUGAGUUGAAUACUCCAACUGAAUAUCUUGGCUCUAUGUAUGCUGUGCUUUCUCGGAGGCGAGCCAGAGUUUUGAAGGAAGAAAUGCAGGAAGGCUCUCCACUUUUUACCGUGCAUGCCUAUGUGCCCGUUUCUGAGAGUUUUGGUUUUGCUGAUGAGCUGAGGAGAUGGACAUCAGGUGCAGCUAGUGCGCUUCUUGUACUUAGCCACUGGGAAGCACUAUCUGAGGACCCUUUCUUUGUACCCAAAACAGAAGAGGAGAUAGAAGAAUUUGGAGAUGGUUCUAGUGUUCUUCCUAAUACAGCAAGAAAACUGAUUGAUGCUGUGAGGCGGAGGAAGGGUCUCCCUGUGGAAGAAAAAGUAGUUCAGCAUGCAACAAAGCAAAGGACACUUGCACGUAAAGUGUAAAAGUUGUUUAUUGUUUUUAUUAUUUUCCAUAAUGGAAAUAUUACGGCAAAACAGCUUUUAGACUAUACAUCAAUGAUAUAGUUAAUAUUAACAUGGAUUAUUUUCUAAUGUUGAUCUAUUUAUGGAUUCAUUUUUGUUGUAAACUGUAGCAUAUGGCCGUCAUUAUUUAUUUCUUUCCUUGUAAUUGUGGCUUUUGUGCUUUUUCUUUCGAACUGGUUUUGUGAUACAGUUGGUAUAUCUUCCUCUUCAAUAAGGUUUAGCUUUCCUUGUUGGAAAGUAUAACAUCCUUUACAUUGGCAUCUCAGGUUUACUUGUUAUUGCUUCUGCUGAUCAAAGAGAAACUUUGUUUUGCUUGAUCUCAUAAAGUUUUCUGUACUAGUAAAUUUAUGAUGCAAUCUGCCUUUGUUCUAUAUAUAAGUCUAGCUUUCUUCUAUAUCAUUGUGAGAGUAUUAAACAUUUUAUUAUGUA